Molecule: messenger RNA, 2555 nt
Organism: Nothobranchius furzeri (turquoise killifish)
Lineage: Eukaryota; Metazoa; Chordata; Actinopteri; Cyprinodontiformes; Nothobranchiidae
Gene: dexi
Product: Dexi homolog (mouse)
Source: RefSeq, a predicted model, not a curated record
CAAAAAAAACAAUGCGGCAUAUAUCCGUGAAGACUUAGCGAAAACCAGCAUGUGUGUAUGACUAUAUAUUUUGUUAUGCAUUUUGAAAAUGUUCUAGCCCUAACAAGCUAAUUUUAGUGUUUUUCGCCAGUCUGCGUGGUGUGAAUUCCGCUAACGCAGAUAACCAAUGUCAAGUAUGCGUCGAGCUAGCUAGCUAACACCAUUUCAAUCCUGACCGACUCCGACGGAUAUAAUUAGCAAUGAACGUGACGUUCAUGGGUCUUCUUGCUUCCCCGUUGUUUUCCUGCGGACCGUAUAGAUAGACAAAUCGCCUUUGAAAGGCAUCCUCGUCACUGUUGCAAGUCGGGCCGAGAAGAAAUGGACGCCCGAGUCUCUCCGACAUAAACAGAUCUCCUGGAGCACCAUCGACAGCAUCUAGUCCCGCACAAGACCCCGAAACGUGUCUUUCUGUUUUCUAUGACACACCCAGUUUAUGCCCAGCUGGAUUCGGUGGAAUCGCUUCUGGACGAGCUCCCAUAUAUGUUGUAUUUGGGCCUGUUUUUUGUCAACGUCCUCAUCCUCUACUAUGCCUUUCUGAUGGAGUACAUCGUGCUGAAUGUGGGGAUAGUGUUUCUGCCAGAGGACAUGGACCAGGCGCUGGUGGACCUCGGGGUGCUGUCCGAGCCGGCCUCUGUGCCCUACGACGCAGACACGGAGCUGGAUGUGUUCGAGGGGUAUCUGGAAUGACGAAUCGAGGCGUGGACAUGAAGAACCCUGUUAGAGGGGAUGCAGACUCUCAGUCACAUAUAACGGUAAAAAGUUGUGUCGUCACAAAGAGCUGACCCGAGGAAGGUCGACCGUCCCAAUGGGGACAAAGGACUAUCACAGCUGUGGUGUUACCGACUCUUAUUUGGGACAAAAGGAGCAACUAUGUGCUGCACGACUCUAAAGUGUUUCCCGUAAUUUGAGGGAUGCGUUAUGCUUCUCAUCCAGCUGCCCGGCAUUUACACCAAAAAGCUUUCCAGGCUAUGUUGGACUUGGCAGCAAGCUCCACAGACUCAUCAGAACUUGUCUCUUGUGUUCCAGUGUCCUGAGACUUUAGGGAAGAACGGGAAGACAACAUCCCCUGUAAGCAUGUGGCACUCCGACAACAGCUUGUUUUUAUAUUUGGACUCUGAACGCAAGCUCGCACAUCCUUGAGGCUUAAAUCAGAAAGUCUUUUGAGGUUCUCCAUAAUGAAUUUCAGCUCUCAGUAGCAAUGGCAGGACAGGAUAUCACUGGAGAUGGAAAGGAAUUGAACUUUUCUAAUUUGCAGCAAGUUAUCAGCCAAAUAUAUUGAUAUAUUUUUCUUAAUAAAUUAUUUUUGGCAAAUUAGGACAAACAAUUUUGUGGAAAACCUCAAAAGACGUGCAUGAGAUUUCUAAAAAUGCAAAUUUUUCUGUCGGUUUUACAUGAUUUAUGACUGAGAGACUCAGUGCAUGAUGUUUUUACAUAGUUAAAGCAUAAGCUCUGAACAGCAAUAAGAAAUGUAAGAUGGGUGAUCAGAUAAUAAGGAGACCUCUCACAUUUAAUGACUGAAUGGAUCCUUUUUGGGUUUGAAUGUACUGGACAUGCUGCAGGUCUAGGCAGAGGACGUACAGCCUGACUGAAAACCUGUUUUUAAACAGUAUUUUCUUUCUUUACACUCAAUAUGCUGAAUGCUCUGGACAUUGUUUUGGUUUUAAUUCAAGAAAUUGAAUAUUUACACAUGCAUGUUUCACUCUGAAGCUCUAGGUCCAAAAUUUCCUUGCCUGACUCCAUUAUUAUUAUUAUUAUUAUUUUUUUGGUCAAACGUUUUAAUCUUUCUUUGGAUUUAAAACCUACUCAGCUGAGAGGGCAACCAGAAAGUAAUCCAGUGUAAUGUGAUGUUCAAAUGUUGUUUAAGGCAAGAAUAUUGACGUAUAAAGUUCCUGAUACCAAACUGUUACCAUAGUUUUAUACAUUUAAACAAUCAAAACACUAAAAGCUGUUUUGUUUUAUUUCAAAAUGCCAUGAAGCAACAUUUUUUAUAACAAAUUUUUGCAAUUUUUUUGGGCACGAUAAAAGUUGCUCGCAAAAUAAAUGCUCAGGAUACUGCUUAUUAAUUAUUGUAAAUUUGUAGAGUUUGAUCAGAAAGUUAUGUAAAUGGUUCUAAUUGGUCAAUAGUUUUUGCAUAUUUUUGUUAAUAGAUUGACUAAAUGCGUAACAUGUUAUUUUUAUUAUUAGUGGCCGUUUCAGACGUUCGUCUGCAAACUAAUACGAACAUUUUAAAGUCAAACCUGGGUUUUGGAUAAAAUGUGAAAAAAAUGCAUUUUACAAGGAAACAAUACAUUAAAGUAGAAACAUUUAUUUUGAAUUGAUGUCAACAAAAAGUUGCAAUGUGAAAUUACAAAGUAGCAUCAUUUUUGGUUAUUUUACAGUUUAAAUCUUUAGAAUUUUGUGUUUAUUGACUCCGAACUGCAGUCACGUCCACAUCUACACUGUAGCAGCUGUAUCCAUUCGCUGAACCUUGUGCCAGUUUUAUUUUCUGAUCCGUAUUUAAUAAACUUUGAGUGCCA